AUGGGUAAAAAAAUUAAUAUUGCAAUUUAUUUGGUUCUAUUAAAUUUGUUUGUUUGUGGAAUUAAAUAUGGAGAAAGUGGUAUUCCAGUGAAAAAAUCCGUUAACUUGAGAAAUAGUUACGAAAACAAAAAUAACUCACAAGCAGGCAUAAAUGCUAUAGAUAAAACAAGCUUUCAAGAUGAUCAAAAAAAAUUUGUAAUAGAAGGUAACGAUGAAAAUCAACCAGAAAGUAAAGAAGAAAAUAUAAACGGAGAAAACAAGGAAAAACAACCAUCUAAUUCCGUCAAAGUAUCUGACAAAGAAGGUUCCAAUUCUGAUACUUUAAAAAAAUCCGAUGGUACCUCAGAUAAAGGCGAUGUCACUGAUCAAAAAGAGAAACAACCGGAUACCUCGUUAGAUAAAAAGGAAGAUACCCUUCCCAAAGUUGAUGAAAAUAUUCCAUCUGAACAUGGUGUACAAAAAACUCCCCUUAAUCCAAAUAAUAAAAAUCAAAUGCAAACGGUAAGCAAUUCAGGAGGCGAUAGCCCUACUGAUAUGAAUAAAACAGUUCAAGAAAUUUCUGGAAGUUCUUUAGGUGAUAAAAAAUCACAAACUGGUGAUGCAAAUCAUGUUGUUCAAAAUUAUGAUAAACAAAAUAAUCAAAUUAUAUUUAAUAAGCCCAUAAAAGGUAAAGAUGUAACGCCACCAGGUAAAAUUAAUGAUAAAUCUGCUAAUGAUUCAUCAAGUUUAUGUGAUACAACAUUAGAUGACAAACAACCUAAUAAUGAAGGAAGUGUUGGUAAUAAAGAUAAUGUACAUAUUAACCCUAAAAAUGAAGAUACUUCUUCAGAUAGCACUAACAAGGAAAAAACGCAACAGAAGGAAAAUGCCACUGAUAAAAAUAGUGACAAGGCUUCUGUUUCUGAUUCUUCAACUAAAGAUGUUAUUGAUAACACAAAAGGUAAAACCGAAGGAGUUCAAAGUGGUAUCGGUGAAGAUAGUAAUACUGUAGAUGGUAAUAUUAAAACAAAAGAACCUAGUGAAAAUGACAAGCAAAAAGAAGAAUCUAGUUCAAUUGUUAAGGUUCCAUCCGUUGCUCCUAGCAAUGUUCCUGAGCAAAAGAAAGCCGAUGCUAAUACUUUGGAGUUCCCCCCUACUAGCCACAAUAAUACAAACAGCACUAAUUUGAAUGAUACCGAAUCUAAUGGUAAAAUUAGUAAUGAUGUUAUUCCUAAAAAAAAUGAAAAUAAUAAGCCUAAUAAUAAUCAAACUAUUUUAGAAGAAGCAAGAAAUGAUCCUAAAGUUAAAACUAGCACCAAAGAUACUGCAGUAAAUAAUAAUUUUGAAAUGAGAUAUGAUAACGAAGAAGAAAAUGAAAACUCCGUAGAUGAAUCUAUGAAUAUUAUGGAAUCAUAUACAGGAGACCAAAACAGUGAUCAAGAAAAAAUAGAAUUUGCCGAUGCCAAAGAUAUUCCACAAAAUAAUAAAACAAACGAAAAUGAAAAAGAAAAGAUAUCAAAGAAAUCGAGAAAAAGAACAUCAAAAAAGAAAGAAAAGAAAAAUGAGCCUAUUACCAUUGAUUCUAAAGCUAAAAAAUUAAUUUCUGAAUAUUAUGCAAAUAUGAAAAAUAUCAAAAAUAAAAUCGAAGAUUAUGUAAAAUCGAUGAUGAAUUUAAUAGACAGUAAUUAUGGAAUUUCAAAGACUUUAUCCAAUUUUUCAGAAAAUGUAAGUAACUUUAUAUAUAACAUAUAA
Molecule: messenger RNA, 1731 nt
Organism: Plasmodium berghei ANKA
Lineage: Eukaryota; Apicomplexa; Aconoidasida; Haemosporida; Plasmodiidae
Product: conserved Plasmodium protein, unknown function
Exons: 1
Coding region: 1-1731 (576 amino acids)
Source: RefSeq, a predicted model, not a curated record